This is a messenger RNA of Oryza sativa Japonica Group (Japanese rice), 1619 nucleotides long. RefSeq names its product protein IQ-DOMAIN 6. The record is from RefSeq and is a predicted model, not a curated record. Gene Ontology annotation, molecular function: protein binding. Lineage: Eukaryota; Viridiplantae; Streptophyta; Magnoliopsida; Poales; Poaceae.
AAGACAACGGCUAACUCCCCCUACCCCCACCACUUCUCCUCCUACUUCCAUUUUGUCUCUCGCCUUGGCUUCUUCUUCUUCCUCCUCGCGCUGCCCCCACAGGAGGAGUUUGUGAGCUCUCUCAGCGUCGAUGGGGGCGUCGGGGAAGUGGAUCAAGUCGCUGGUGAGCCUCAAGGCGGCGCCGGAGGGGACGACGAAGGGGCGGAGGUGGACCCGGCUGUGGCGGAGCAGCUCGUCGGCGUCGGCGUCGGCGUCGACCGCGGGGGACGCGUCGGAGUCGGCGUCGUCGGAGGCCGACGCGUUCAGCUCGGUCGUCGCCGCCGUCGUCCGCGCGCCGCCCAGGGACUUCCGCGUCAUCCGCCAGGAGUGGGCCGCCGUCCGCGUCCAGGCGGCCUUCCGCGCCUUCUUGGCGCGGCGGGCGUUGAAGGCGCUGAGAGGCAUCGUGCGGCUGCAGGCGCUGGUGCGGGGGCGGCUGGUGCGGCGGCAGCUCGCCGUGACGCUCAAGUGCAUGAACGCGCUGCUGCGGGUGCAGGAGCGCGCGCGGGAGCGGCGGGCGCGCUGCUCGGCGGAUGGCCGGGACUCGCAGGACGCGGUCGGCGAGCGCGACGGCCGCGCCGACCCGAUCAAACAAGCAGAGGAACAAUGGUGUGACAGUCAAGGAUCGGUUUCUGAAGUAAGAUCGAAAAUACACAUGAGGCAUGAUGCUGUGGCUAAGAGGGAAAGGGCAAUUGCUUAUGCGCUUUCUCACCAGCCUAGGAGUUCAAAACAAAGUGCAAGGCCAAGCUCUCCUGCUAGAUCUCUGAGGAACCAUGAGUCUAAUAGGUGCAAUCACGACUGGAGCUAUAUUGAAGGAUGGAUGGCAACAAAGCCUUGGGAGAGCAGGCUCAUGGAGCAAAGCCAUGCUGAAUUGAAGUGUUCCAAGAACAGUGGCGAACUGAACUUAGCUGGCGCCCAACUUUCAAAUGCAAGCUCAGUUAAGAUGAGAGGGAACAGGGUGGCAGCAAAGCCUCCUUCUGUACUCUCAGCUUCUUCUUCAGACUUCCCGUGUGAUGUGAGCUCUGCAUCGACAUCGUCAGCAACUCCAGCAAGAUCCGACGGUGGACAUGGUGAAGGUCCGAGUUACAUGAGCUUGACGAAGUCUGCAAAAGCAAGGCAGAGCUGCAACAGUCCAUUCCAGAUUCAGAGACAGCGAUCUGGAGGCAUGUCAUCUUACAAAAGGGUUGCACUCUCUCCAUUAGAUGUUCAGAGCAACGCCUGUUCAGAAUUUUCAGUCACCUCCAGGAAGUUAAACAGUCUGUCUCUGAAAGGCCGUAGCAUGACAAGGAGCUUGGACAAGGAGAAUGACAAUCUGUUCUAGCUUGCUGUUCUAUGGACAAAUUAGCUAAUUUGCAUCUUACAUAUAUAUUAUCUGAUCCGUUGUUAGCAUUUAUACAUCCAAGCCAAGCUCAAUGCCUCAUUGCCUCUAUCAUGUUUUUUGUAUGCACAACUGAGAUUAGUCAUUAGUUAAAUGUCUGAACCUCUUUUUAUCCCUAAAUGCUGUGUAGUAGUAUUAUAAAGAGCUGCAGUUCUAAUUGGAGAUGGUGACAGUUUCUUAUGUUUGAAUAUAUAUCAAUUAUGAA